UGAUUUAACAGACUAAUAGUCUCUCUGUCCGUCUCUCCCUGAUAAUAAGCUGCUGUGUUGCUGACUCUUUCUUCCCAUUGAUAGACCAAGACGACGAAAACGAAGAAGAGGAGCUUUGAAGAAGACGAAAGAAUGGUUUAGGGUUCAUAAACCAGGUGGAAGCAAGAAAAGAAAGUGGAAGGGUGUUUUGAAAGGUUGUUUAUAUCUCCGAAGACUUUUUUUAAAGGUUUGUUUUGGGUAUAAUGGAAGUUUAAAUCAUUAGACUGUUUGUUGGUGCCGAAUAAGGCAAGGAAAAUGUUUGUUGGUGUGGAUUAAGGCAAGAAAAAGAAAAUUAUUCGUUGAAGAUGUGGUAAGAGAUGUAAUAGGUGCAUGAAUUGAGAGGUUUAAGAUCGGCUUUUGUUUUGCUGAUGGGUUUGGAAGAAUUUUGGAUAUGGAGUUCUAUUGUCAUGUUAGAAUGUUCUGAAAAACAAGUUUGUUUAUAUCUUAGUUGUAGAAAAACACAAGAAUUUUGUAUAUACAAGUGAUUUAGGGGAUUGAUUAGGGAUUUUGCUGGGGGUUAUAAUGGAUGAAGAGUCCAAUUCGUGGAUUAGGAGGGUGAAAUACUCUCAUACGGUUUGUCAUAGAUUGGAUUCGUCGAGUUUGCAUACGAGUCCUAUUACACGGCAGACGAAUCGAGAAGCUGGAUUGAAAUCUAGGCCAUCACCAACUACUACGGUUGAUUAUGUUAAACCAAGUCCGUGUAGUAGUCCAAUUGUUCGAAAUCCGAAUACCAACAAGCUAAGGGCGGUAUCACCUCACCCUGAAAUUAGUAUUUCAGAUGCGUUCAAGGAAGCUCGGAAGUCCCGGAAGAGGUUCUCAACUCCAUUACCUCGAUCUAGAACGCCGGAGAAGAGAGGUUUUGGGAAAUUUCUUCGUCAAAAUUCAAAUGAGAGCCGUGCUUCUGAUUGUGCAUCCCCCUCAGGUGCGAAAUCUUUUGGUCAGUUUUCUUCUCCGAAGCAUAUUGAAAAAACAAAGAGUAGGAAAGAUUCUUGGACAAAGUAUUUUGAUAAUAAAGGGGGAAAGGUUAUGGCCAUUGAAAUGGACGAUGAAUUGAAUGUGGAUCUCUCAAAAUUGUUCCUUGGACAUAGGUUUGCCUGUGGGGCAAAUAGUCGACUUUACCACGGUGUAUAUAAGGAUCAGCCUGUUGCAGUUAAAAUUAUCAGGCAGUCCGAUGAUGAAGAAAAUGCAGAUAUGGCAGCUCGACUAGAAAAACAGUUCGAGAGGGAAGUCAGUCUUCUGUCACAUCUCCACCAUCAAAAUAUAAUAGAGUUGGUUGCCGCAAGUAAAAAUCCUCCAGUAUUCUGUAUCAUCACUGAAUAUCUAGCCGGGGGCUCAUUGAGGGCGUUCAUGCACAAACUUGAACACAAAACACUUCCUUUUGAGAAAGUCAUCAGUAUUGCUCUGGAUAUUGCACGAGGAAUGGAAUUCUUACACUCACAAGGUGUUGUUCAUCGAGACCUUAAACCUGAGAAUCUCAUUUUUGAUCAAGAAAACCAGGUGAAGAUUGUUGACUUCGGAAUUGCGUGCAAGGAGGCACAUUGUGAUUCUUUGGCAGAUGAUGCGGGUACUUACCGCUGGAUGGCACCUGAGAUGAUCAAGCGAAAAUCCCAUGGGCGAAAAGUCGAUGUGUACAGCUUUGGACUGGUCUUAUGGGAGAUGGUUGCCGGAACAAUUCCUUUUGAUGAUAAGACACCCAUCCAGGCAGCUUUUGCUGUAGUAAAUAAGAAGCUGAGACCUAUUAUUCCGAAGGAUUGUCCACCUUCAUUACGAGAUCUGAUUGAGCACUGUUGGACUUCAGCUCCAGAGAAAAGGCCUGAGUUUUGGCAGAUUGUCAAGGUUUUAGAGCAGUUCGAAACCUCACUUGCUCAAGAUGGAACUGUGCACCUGAUUCGAAGCUCAACCUCAGACGAUCACAAGAAAGGGCUUCUUCACUGGAUACAUAAGCUUGGACAUCAUCAUUCUCAUCACAGCAGUCAUGACGCUUCACAAACGGCCAAACCCAGAUUUCCGUGAUUUGUCUUUGUUGCACAUAUCCUGGCGCUUAUGUUCUGCACCAGGUUUACAUUGUAAUUAAAAUAUUUUCAUUUUUUUUUUUGACUCUUUUUGUUUGAUUUUCUCACACAUUUCACCAAGUAAAUAGAUGCGCACAAGCUGUUUUUCUUUCUUCA
Messenger RNA from Papaver somniferum (opium poppy), 2207 nucleotides. RefSeq names its product serine/threonine-protein kinase HT1-like. Bases 562 to 2052 code for a protein of 496 amino acids. The record is from RefSeq and is a predicted model, not a curated record. Lineage: Eukaryota; Viridiplantae; Streptophyta; Magnoliopsida; Ranunculales; Papaveraceae. The transcript is spliced from 4 exons. Gene Ontology annotation, biological process: protein phosphorylation. Gene Ontology annotation, molecular function: ATP binding; protein kinase activity.